Molecule: messenger RNA, 1246 nt
Organism: Cajanus cajan (pigeon pea)
Lineage: Eukaryota; Viridiplantae; Streptophyta; Magnoliopsida; Fabales; Fabaceae
Product: 3-isopropylmalate dehydratase small subunit 1
Molecular function (GO): hydro-lyase activity
Source: RefSeq, a predicted model, not a curated record
ACACAAAUAAUUCAAAAUGUUAUUGGGAAAAGAGCAGAUGGAUUAGUUUACUAGUAGAAGAGCCGCCACGUUCGUGCACAGAAACGGCGUCGUUGGAAUACCUACAUAACCAGGAGCGACGAGCCCUAGGAAAGGGGAAGACAAUAACAAUGGCGUUGUUCUCUGCAGCAACUUCAACUGCAACCGUUCUUCCUCGAAACCUCGCAUUCGCUUCUUCCCUCUCUCGCUCUCUUCUCCGCUCUCCGCGCUUCCUCUCAUUCCCCACUGCUCCGCGCAACCGCGCCUCUGUCUCAAUCCAAGCCCCACGCGCCCAAGCCGCCGCCUCUUCCUCCGCCUCCUUCCACGGCCUCUGCUACGUCGUCGGCGACAACAUCGACACCGACCAGAUCAUCCCCGCCGAGUACCUCACCCUCGUCCCCUCCAAGCCCGACGAGUACGAGAAGCUCGGAUCCUACGCCCUCAUCGGCCUCCCCGCCUCCUACGCCACGCGCUUCAUCGACGCCGGCGAGACCAAGACCAAGUACUCCAUCGUCAUCGCCGGCGACAACUUCGGCUGCGGCUCCUCCCGCGAGCACGCGCCCGUCGCGCUUGGCGCCGCCGGGGUCUCCGCCGUCGUGGCGGAGUCCUACGCGCGCAUCUUCUUCCGGAACUCCGUCGCCACCGGCGAGGUGUACCCGCUCGAGUCGGAGAGACGCAUCUGCGAGGAGUGCCACACCGGCGACGUCGUCACGAUCGAGCUCGGGGAGAGCCGCUUGAUAAACCACACCACCGGGAAGGAGUACCAAUUGAAGCCGAUCGGCGACGCCGGUCCGGUCAUCGAGGCCGGUGGCAUCUUUGCCUAUGCGAGGAAAACCGGCAUGAUUCCCUCUCGUUGAGAUAGAUAUUGGCAUGGCAGUAGAUAUUUGGAGAAGCCGGAAACAUUCAUGGACUUGUUGGAAUUGUGUCACUCUCUUUUGCAGCAACUCGCAACUACCCAAAUAUUUGAGUAUUCCACAGAUAGACUACUGCAUUGUCUUUCUAAGAUGAAAGUUAUUUGGUUGAAAGAUAGUACUGUAAAAUUUGACGUUAGAAUUAUUUAUAUUUUGGAAAUUUGAAGUUUUUCUUGGUGUCAAAGCUCCCAUUAGAACAUUUGAACCUUUGGAUGCUUGUAGCAUUAGCAGGAUCUCUAGUGUAUUCUCGUUUGUACUCCUUUGCAAGUUUUUUCAAUAAUAUAAAAACAGUUGGAAUAAUAUUUUAAUUUGCAAAA